Molecule: messenger RNA, 1096 nt
Organism: Aspergillus heteromorphus CBS 117.55
Lineage: Eukaryota; Fungi; Ascomycota; Eurotiomycetes; Eurotiales; Aspergillaceae
Product: Gfo/Idh/MocA family protein
Exons: 6
Coding region: 8-1096 (362 amino acids)
Biological process (GO): NADPH regeneration
Cellular component (GO): cytoplasm
Molecular function (GO): nucleotide binding; oxidoreductase activity
Source: RefSeq, a predicted model, not a curated record
GCCAGCCAUGUCCAUCGGCAUCGCAAUCAUCGGCAGCGGAAUCUUCGCGCGCGAAGAACACCUGCCCAUCCUGCUCUCCCAACCCAACCCCAACCCCACCACCGAAUCCACCCAGGAGAAUGCUUCAGAAAGAGAAGGAGAAGGAGGGAAGCAGGGAAAAACCCACCCCUUCAUCCUCAAAGCCCUGUACUCGCGCACGCUGCACUCCGCACAGAGCCUUCUGGCCUCCGUUCCAGCCGCGGAUCCAGACACUACGAAACGGAUCGAGGAGAUAGAUGUAUACGCCGAUGAUGCGGGGGUGGGGAGAAAGUAUGAGGAUUUAUGUGCCAGGGAGGAUGCCCUACGCGCCGGAAAACACGUCCUCAGCGAGAAGCCCAUCGCGGGCGACCUGGCGACGGCUCAGGAGAUGGUGCGGGUGUAUAAGGAGGAGAUUCUCCCUCGGGGCAGAGAUGGACAGGCGAUUGAAUGUGCCGCUAAUGGGCAGAGGGAGGUUGCUAAUGGUGAGACCACUAAUGGAAAUACUAAUCAGGAUGAGGACAAGAAGGAGCGAAAAGAGAAGAAUAAGAAGGAGAAGAAGAACAAGAAGAACAAGGUGACACCGCUCUGGGGCGUCGCGGAGAACUACCGCUUCCUACCAAAAUACCUGCUCGUGGCCGAGGAGGUCCGGAAACUCGGACCGGUUAAGGGAUUGAGGGUUUGCGUGAGGAGUUUGGUGGGGGUGGGGUCGAAGUAUCAUCAAACCCCCUGGCGCCGCCACCCCAGCCACGAAGGCGGCUUCGUGCUCGACGGCGGGGUGCACAUCAUCGCGGCGCUGCGUCUCAUCCUCGGCCCCGAGAACCCCCUGACCACCGUCUCCGCCAUGUCCAGCCUGCACCAACCGCACCUCCACCCCGUCGACACGGUGGACGCCCUCGUGCGGACGAGAUCCGGCGCCGUGGGGUGUAUUUCCCUCUCGUAUGGCGCUGCGCCAGGGACGAAUGGGACGGUGUUUGAGUUGAGGGUGGAGGAGGCGUUGGCGGAUUUGGAGGUCAUGGUGGGGAUGUUUGCGAGUGAGAGGGAGAAGGGGGUGGUGGGGUUGGGGUUGCAGGUGGUUUAG